Pyricularia pennisetigena is the source of this 408-nucleotide messenger RNA. RefSeq lists its product as uncharacterized. The record is from RefSeq and is a predicted model, not a curated record. The transcript has 4 exons. Lineage: Eukaryota; Fungi; Ascomycota; Sordariomycetes; Magnaporthales; Pyriculariaceae. The coding region runs from base 1 to 408 and encodes 135 amino acids.
AUGGGAAAGCUGGCUCCGAAAUCCCUCUUCCGCAAUGCGAUCAACCGUGUGGUGACCAACUGCAUGACGCCCGAUACUGUGGCUUCUAUCCUCAAAGCCGAUACCCCCAGCACAGCCCGACUCGGCCGUUGUCCCUACCAGAAUCGUACCCUCCACAAAACUUUGAACUGGACCAAGCACCACUGCAAGGGUCCAGCUCUGAUUUCCUUCUUCCACAACUGGCACAGCCUUAUGGCGGGCGACGGCACCAGGAAGCUCCUCAUAAUCAUGAGCUCCAUUCUCCGGCCCAAAACUGGUCGGCCCAACCCAGCCAGACUCCUCGAGGUCCAUGUCGAUACGCUGCGGGGACUGCCAUUAAUCAGCAUCCACAGGCGGCAACCAUCGUCCAGGACUGGCUGCAAGAGAUGA